Trichechus manatus latirostris (Florida manatee) is the source of this 3544-nucleotide messenger RNA. RefSeq names its product calcium voltage-gated channel auxiliary subunit beta 3 (gene CACNB3). Gene Ontology annotation, biological process: calcium ion transmembrane transport. NCBI's taxonomy places the organism in Eukaryota, Metazoa, Chordata, Mammalia, Sirenia, Trichechidae. Gene Ontology annotation, molecular function: voltage-gated calcium channel activity; protein binding. The record is from RefSeq and is a predicted model, not a curated record. The transcript is spliced from 12 exons. The coding region runs from base 448 to 1779 and encodes 443 amino acids. Gene Ontology annotation, cellular component: voltage-gated calcium channel complex.
AUCCGCCCCGCCCGCAGUCUCUCCUCCCCUUCCUCCCCGCAGCCCCUCCGCCCCGUAGGUGCUUGGGGACCCACCUUCUGCCCGCCUCACGUCUACUCCCCUCUCCUGGCCGCAUCUGGGCUCCCUCUAGGCCUGUACCUCCCGCCACCACCCCCUCCUUCUCCCGGGGAGGGGGCAGGUGGGCGGGCACUAUUGUUGUAGGAUUCCUCAGCCGCGCUCUGGGUGGGACCAGCAGGGUUGUGGGGGGUGGGGGGAGCGGUGAUUUGAGCUCGAAGCAUCUGGGCUUCGCGGCUCGCUCCCUCCUUCGCGCUCUCUCUCUCUCGCCGCCGCCGCCCGCUGGGCUGCGGGGCUCGGUGGCAUCUCUCGGGCGCGGCCGCUGCCCUCACCCCCGCCUCCGGGCCGCUCCCGCCCCUGGCGCCGCUCGCUUCCCCCGACCCGGACUCCCCCAUGUAUGACGACUCCUACGUGCCCGGGUUUGAGGACUCGGAGGCGGGUUCAGCUGACUCCUAUACCAGCCGCCCAUCUCUGGACUCAGACGUCUCACUGGAGGAGGACCGGGAGAGUGCCCGCCGUGAAGUGGAGACCCAGGCUCAGCAGCAGCUCGAAAGGGCCAAGAAGUACAGCAAUGACUGGUGGAUCGGGCGGCUAGUGAAAGAGGGCGGAGACAUCGCCUUCAUCCCCAGCCCCCAGCGCCUGGAGAGCAUCCGGCUCAAACAGGAGCAGAAGGCCAGGAGAUCUGGGAAUCCCUCCAGCCUGAGUGACAUUGGCAACCGACGCUCCCCUCCUCCAUCUCUAGCCAAGCAGAAGCAAAAGCAGGCGGAACAUGUUCCCCCAUAUGAUGUGGUGCCCUCCAUGCGGCCCGUGGUGCUGGUGGGGCCCUCUCUGAAAGGUUAUGAGGUCACAGACAUGAUGCAGAAGGCUCUCUUCGACUUCCUCAAACAUAGGUUUGAUGGCAGGAUCUCCAUCACUCGCGUCACAGCUGACCUCUCACUGGCCAAGCGAUCUGUGCUCAACAAUCCUGGCAAGAGGACCAUCAUAGAACGUUCCUCUGCCCGCUCCAGCAUCGCUGAAGUACAGAGUGAGAUCGAGCGCAUAUUUGAGCUGGCCAAAUCCCUGCAGCUAGUAGUGUUGGAUGCUGACACCAUCAACCACCCAGCACAGCUGGCCAAGACCUCACUGGCCCCCAUCAUCGUCUUUGUCAAAGUAUCCUCACCAAAGGUACUUCAGCGUCUCAUCCGCUCCCGGGGAAAGUCACAGAUGAAGCACCUGACUGUACAGAUGAUGGCAUAUGAUAAGCUGGUUCAGUGCCCACCAGAGUCAUUUGAUGUGAUUCUAGAUGAGAACCAGCUGGAGGAUGCCUGUGAACACCUGGCCGAAUACCUGGAGGUUUACUGGCGGGCCACCCACCACCCGGCCCCCGGCCCUGGUCUUUUGGGCCCUCCCACUGCCAUCCCUGGACUUCAGAACCAGCAGCUCCUGGGGGAACGUGGUGAGGAGCACUCACCCCUCGAGCGGGACAGCUUGAUGCCUUCAGAUGAGGCCAGCGAGAGCUCACGCCAAGCCUGGACAGGAUCUUCACAGCGUAGCUCCCACCACCUCGAGGAGGACUAUGGAGAUGCCUACCAGGACCUGUACCAGCCUCACCGUCAACACACCUCGGGGCUGCCUAGUGCUAAUGGACACGACCCACAGGACCGACUCCUAGCCCAGGACUCGGAGCACAACCACAAUGACCGGAACUGGCAGCGCAACCGGCCCUGGCCUAAGGAUAGCUACUGACUGCUGCCCUACCCGGGCAGGGACGGGCCCAACUGAUGGGGGCACCCGCUCCAGGCCGGUUGGAGUUAGACUGGCAUUAGGCUGGCACUAGGCUCAGGCCCCACAACCCUCUGCCCAGCCCCAGCUCCAGGGCUGCCUGGAGUCCCAAGGUUCUUGGAGCAGGGAGCCCCCCUCACCUCCUGGGCAGUGACCCCCCUAGGCUCCCAUUCCAGGUACUAGCUGUGUGUUCUGCACCCCUGGCACCUUCCUCUCCUCCUGCACAAGAAGCUGCCCACUGGGCAGUGCCCUCAGGCCAGGACCCCCUUAGCAGGGGCCUUCCCACCACUCAGGGAAGGGAUGCCCCCUCAAAGUGACAAGAGGGUGGGGGUGUGGACAGCAUGGCAUGAAGAAGAGACAAGGUCCCUGAGCAGGCACAGGUCAUAACAGUCAAAGGACUCAGGGGUUGUCAUUUGGGGUCUAAGGGUCUCCACUCACCUCACUACCACACAUUAGAAACAAGACAAUCAAAGCCCAUCAGGGAGGCACUCCCAUCUAUCAGCUGGGUUGGGGCAUCCAGGUACAGGACUGGAGCAGCAGGCAGCCUAGGCUGGGGCUAAAGCAGCACCUCACAGCUGAAGCUCCUGGAGGGAGAGCUCUCCUUACCCUGCGAAGCUUCUUAACAUCUGACGAGACCAGGGACUAGAAGCAUGGUCAAGCCAAACGGAGGGCGGGAGUCAACCUGGACUGGGGGUUGGGGGAGGGAGGGCAUGUAUAGCACAAAACGUAUGGAACCGCUUCAGGGGCCUCCUCACCCCCUCAUUCUUUUGCUCUUGCAUCUGGUCAUUUCUGUUACUGCCCCUCGUGCACCCUGGGGGUAUGAGCCCCAAACUUUAUUCCAAUUCAUAGCUGCUGCUUGUUAAGUUAGGGUUAGAUGGGGAGAGGCAGGACACGGUAGACAGCCCCCCGAGGCCCUGUCUACCCAGCUACCCUUGCCUGUGGCUCUAGUGUGUGACCUACAGAGCAUGCUCCACAAGACCCUGCCCCCACCUCACUGUCAUCACUAAUAAACACCAUGCGCAGUCGUCAGGCUUCUGUUCUAUGUCUGCUGGCUCAGGUGCCCAGGUUCCUCGCUACAUGGCCCACCCAAGUCUGGAGGAGAUAAAGAAGUAUUCUGGCUUCUCCUCUCACAAAGGACCCGUUGAGUGGGAAGGAGAAAAAGGGCAGAGCCAGGAGAGCCCUCCCACCCCUCAGCCUCACCCCCAGGUGCCUGGGAGAGACAUUCAGCAGCACAGAUGGAACUUGUUCUGGGAGGUGGGGAAGGGAGAGGCUUAGUCACAGCUUUAUACUGUCCUUGCCUCAGGCCACAAAGGUCCUAGAAGUACAAAUCUGAACUCCAUGUAUCUGCCAGCCCUUUCUGAGGGGUAACGAGCAUGUGAGUAAGAGGGCAUCAGCGGAAGGGCCCAGGCCCUGCAGCGCUCAGCCAGGCCAGCUCAGCAAUCCUCAUUGCCCAUCUCCCUUCACCAUCCGUUCUUCCCACAAGCAGUGGACUGGGCAAUCAGGGAGCCACAAGCAAAGGUGCACAGCACAGGCUGGAAGAGUGCUUCCAAUUGUACCUCACCUGCCAAAGUUUCACAGCUGCUUUCCUUUCUCACUCUGUGCAAAGCUACCUACAGGGUGUCCGGGCCAGGGCCACAAGUUGUGUGGGGCUGGAGCAGGGUCAGGAAGAGGCGUUAUGGUCCUGCGCCAAUGGCUUCCAUCUCCCUCAGAAGCUGUCUAUUGACUUCAA